Messenger RNA from Parnassius apollo (apollo), 471 nucleotides. NCBI's taxonomy places the organism in Eukaryota, Metazoa, Arthropoda, Insecta, Lepidoptera, Papilionidae. The record is from the annotation of a GenBank genome assembly.
AUGGAGGAAGAUAUAAUUCAAGAAGAUAAUGAGCUUAAUAAUAUUCUACACGGGAUAAGUAAUGUUGAGGAGUCGGAGAUUUGUUUAAUGGAGAAGAAUACUACACAACGGGAGGAAGAAAUGCUUGAGGACUCUAGUUCUAGAGUUAGUCGUAAUAAGAGACCGCGGGAGGAGGAUGAGGAAGAAGAGUGGAUAGCGGUAGGAAGAAAUGGAAAGAGAGUGGGACAGAAGGUUGAUGUGUACAUUAAUAAUUCCGAAAAGCUACCGAAGCAAUUCGCGCUUGCUAAAUUAUUAAGGUCAAAUAACAUUAGUAGUGUUAGCCGGGUAAAAUAUAUAAACCCCUAUAAAGUGUUCAUACAGUUUGAAAAUGCAGAAAGUGCUGAGGAGUUGAUCAAUUGUAAACCUUUGCAAGAUUUAGGUUGGAGAUGCCAAAAACCACUCGAAGUUGUUAUAUCUUACGGCGUUAUUUAA